Messenger RNA from Peronospora belbahrii, 219 nucleotides. The record is from the annotation of a GenBank genome assembly. NCBI's taxonomy places the organism in Eukaryota, Oomycota, Peronosporomycetes, Peronosporales, Peronosporaceae.
AUGAGCCCAAGUACGAUGUCCACUGCCCAAGUCGUGUCCUCCAAGGUCUCCAUCGAUAAGUUCGAUGGGGACAACUACGCGACUUGGAGUCGUUACAUGCGUGGCGUGUUCCUGACCAAGUCGGUCUGGCACGUCGUUAACCGUGAGACGACGCCGACCUUCGCGGACCCUCGUCCCAUGGAAAAUUACGUCCAAGUCCUCGGCUCCGUGACCCCUUGA